GUUCCAGCAUCAGUCGCGCAUCAUGGAUCUGCGGCGCUCACACACUGCUGGAAUGAUUUUACCGCUCUAUCUCAUCUUUUACUUAAUCACAGACUCCGUCAGCAAAGAGAGCUGUGAUUCUCCGCUGGUUUCCGCUCUGCCUCAGUCGGCCUUCACAAGUUCAUCAGAGCUGUCCAACAGUCACGGGCCGGGCUUCGCCAAACUCAACCGCAGAGACGCGAGACUCGCCGGGCGACUGGAUUUGGGUUCGCCGGGCUCCACCCGUCUGGCUGGCUCUGCACUUUCACUUCCCGUGCUGCCGAUGCGCCGCGGCUCCUGUACCGAGCAGAUGUCGCUCUCGCCCGGCGCACCUCGGCGCCCCACCGUUCAGUGGUUUUAUCAUGAUUUACGAGGAACAGAAUAUCCUCAUCUUGAGUUUGGCUGUCCUGAUUAUGAGCGAGACUCGCCGGGCGACUGGAUUUGGGUUCGCCGGGCUCCACCCGUCUGGCUGGCUCUGCACUUUCACUUCCCGUGCUGCCGAUGCGCCGCGGCUCCUGUACCGAGCAGAUGUCGCUCUCGCCCGGCGCACCUCGGCGCCCCACCGUUCAGUGGUUUUAUCAUGAUUUACGAGGAACAGAACAGACCCGAGACUCAUCAGUAUGCAGUGAGAAACGCUAGUCACGACUCCGUCUGUCACGAGAAGCGUUUAGAGUUGAAGACGCGAGCGCCUGUGUUUCUUCCUCUCGGGGAGUACCCCGGGCUAGAGAGCAAUAACCGAGCUCGGACCCCUCUCCCCGGACAGGGGGAGUACCCCACGCUAGAGAGCAAUAACCGAGCUCGGACCCCUCUCCCCGGACAGGGGGAGUACCCCACGCUAGAGAGCAAUAACCGAGCUCGGACCCCUCUCCCCGGACAGGGGGAGUACCCCACGCUAGAGAGCAAUAACCGAGCUCGGACCCCUCUCCCCGGACAGGGGGAGUACCCCACGCUAGAGAGCAAUAACCGAGCUCGGACCCCUCUCCCCGGACAGGGGGAGUACCCCGGGCUAGAGCGCAAUAACCGAGCUUGGACCCCUCUCCCCGGACAGGGGGAGUACCCCAGGCUAGAGAGCAAUAACCGAGCUCGGACCCCUCUCCCCGGACAUGGGGAGUACCCCGGGCUAGAGAGCAAUAACCGAGCUUUCUCUGGGAACUCGAACGCUGACAGUGUGGUGAUGUACAAACUCCAGCAGCCGGUCAUCGCUCAGUACGUCCGGAUACUGCCGCUCCACUGGAACCCCAACGGCAGGAUCGGCCUGAGACUCGAGGCCUAUGGCUGCCAAUACAAGUCUAAUGUGGUCGGUUUUGAUGGCAGCGCUCAUUUGCUCUUCAGGCCGGAUCCCAGCGCCAGUCCGGCAGACAGAGACGUGUUAUCCAUGAACUUCAAAACCCUGCUGAACUCUGGGAUGCUGGUUCACGUGGAGGAACGCAGCGGACACACGCUCACUCUGGAGUUAUUCAGAGGGAAACUCCAACUGCAGCUCAGAAAAGAAAUGUGCGUGGCACUCGCUGUUGUCUUUGCCGAGCCGAUGAUGGCCGCUCAUUCCUCUUGUUUAGAUGAGAUUUACUGUGCCAUCAGUUUCGGCGGAGCAUCAGCAGCUGGACUCCAGAAAUCCCACUCCAGGAGAAACUUACACGGCUGCUUGGAAAACGUGCUUUACAAGGACAUCAGCGUGAUCGAGCGAGCCGAAGAGCUGCAGGUCUCCAUCAGAGGGAACGUCAGCUUUACAUGCACCGAAUCCAUAGACGUGCCGGUGACCUUCUCCAGUCCUGGAAGUUUCCUCGCUUUGCCGUGGGUCUCCGGUGGAGAAAGCGCCUCGGUCGCUCUGCAGUUCAGGACCUGGAACAGAGCGGGCCUGCUGAUGACCUUUGACCUGCAGCAUAACGCGGGAACGCUGUGGCUCUAUCUGAGCGAGGCCAGAGCGCGACUGCAGAUCCAUAAGACCGGCCGGAUCGUGACCGACAUCACCGCAGGUGCCACUUUAAAUGACGGUCAGUGGCACUCGCUGGAGCUGGCUGUGCGUCGAGGGCGUCUCGCAGUCACCCUGGACAGAACCGACAGCUCUACAGCGUCCACUUCCUUCCCUGUCGCGCCUGACAGCCAGCUAUUCUUAGGCGGAUGUCCGGACACAGAAGACAGCAGCUGCAGAAACCCGUUCAAUGUUUUCCGAGGAUGCAUGCGUCUCAUCCGGAUGGGCGGCGCUUUAGUGGAUCUCAUCCGAGUGCAGCAGAUGUUGUUUGGGAAUUUUAGCGAUCUACAGAUGGACAUGUGUGGGAUCGUCGACAGAUGCUCCCCGAGUCGCUGUGAACACGGAGGAAGAUGCUCGCAGUCGUGGAGCACGUUUCACUGCAACUGUUCUGCCACGGGCUACAGCGGAGCGACCUGCCACAGCUCAAUUUAUGAAGCAUCGUGUGAAGCAUACAAACACAAAGGAAACACGUCUGGCUUUUACUACAUCGACGUGGAUGGAAGCGGCCCCGUCAAACCUCAACUAAUCUACUGCAACAUGUCAGAUAAAGCAUGGAUGGUGAUCCAACAUAAUAACACGGAGCUCACCAAAUUAAAAGUGUCCUCUGGGAUAAAUCAGCAUUUAGCCCACUUUAACUAUUCCGCCGAUGUGGAGCAGAUCCAGGCGAUAAUUACCCAGGCGGAGUACUGCGUGCAGGAGCUCUCCUACCACUGCAAAAAGUCACGGCUCUUGAACACACCAGCUGGGAAUGACGAGCAGUUUUCUGUCAUUAGAGAAGUGCUUCAUGACAGACGCUGCCGAUCUUUCAUUCAGGAAUCCUGCAGAUGGAGCGGCGGGAGCCUGAAGAUGCGCUGGUUCUUCAACAGAUGUGAACACGGAUUGCGUCUUAUUAACUGGAUGCGAACAUCAGCCAAAUAUCAGUCUGAACAUCCAUCAAACGUGUUUGUGUUUCCAGCUCCGACUCGAGUGCUCUUCUCGUUCGACGUGGGGAACGGUCCUCUGGAGGUGAAGGUGGAGACGCCGGCGGCUCUGAACGACGAGCGCUGGCAUCACGUGAGAGCCGAGAGAAACGUGAAGGAGGCCUCGCUGUAUGUGGACCAUCAUCCCGGCGCCGUUCAGAAAGCCCCCGCUGACGGACACAUUCAUCUGCAGCUCAACAGCCAGCUGUUUGUAGGAGGAACGGCUUCCAGACAGAAGGGCUUCCUGGGCUGCAUUCGCUCGCUGAAGCUGAACGGGAAGACUCUGGAUCUGGAGGAGCGGGCGGAGAUCACACCCGGAGUGACGCCCGGGUGUCCCGGACACUGCAGCAGCUACGGCGGCCUGUGCCAGAAUCACGGCAGCUGUGUGGAGGAUCACAGUGGCUUCACCUGCGACUGCAGCCUCUCGCCCUUCACCGGCACCUUCUGCCAUAAAGAGUCAGGUGAAGUGGAUCCAGAGAUCGCCCGUCUGAACGCCCUGGGCUUCACCGGCUGUUUGUCUGUGGUCCAGUUUAACUCCAUCUCUCCGCUGAAGGCAGCUCUGCUCUAUCCAGACACCAGUCCUGUCAUAGUCACCGGACCGCUAAGCGAAUCCAGCUGUGGCUCGUCUUUACCCACCAACCCCUACGCCGCUGAGACCACUCAUUCACUCACAGAUCAUGUGGGUUCAGUAAAUACGGGUGAGCCAAUAGUCAAUGCUAUCAACAGCGACUCGGCUUUGAUCGGAGAUGUCAUUGCCGUUGUGAUAUUUGUGAGUCUGGCCGCGCUGGCUGUGAUGGCGCGAUUCCUGUACCGGCGGAAAGAAACGUUUCAGCCCCAAGAGCCCAAAGUGGGAAAAACAGAUGACAGUCCCGAAACGCCCUUUAACACGGAUCCAAACUCACAGAGCAUUGUCAGUGAUUACCAAAAAGAAUAUUUCAUAUGACGCUCUUUUACCUCGUAUCGGACUAAUCCAGUUAAACCGACGGACUGAAAUGCCUUGUCGAGUCUAGGGACAUUAACAUUCACGGUGCAUUAUGGGAAACCAUCCGAGAGACUGGGGCUGCUGAAGAGGAGCGACGUGUCCCUAAGUUUUUGCCCUUUUUGUACAUAAAACAGUUAUUGUCCAGAGAUCUGGCACAAUAGUACGGUUUCUAAGGUGUGUAUAAUGACAUUCAUUGGUUGUAAAUAUUCUUUUGAAAUGAAACUUUGUAACGUCACCUUCUCCUUUUGCCUUUGAAUGGUUCAGUGCUCAGUAUUACGUUUAACGGAGUUAAAGAAGCAGUCAUUGUAUAGCUAAAUCAAAAUAAAUGUGUGAGUUGGCGAGUGUGAUGUUGUUGUGAAUACAUGCGUUCGUGCAAAAGACUUCAGAUUUUGCAGAAAAGGCUGUACGCUCAGUAUUUAUCACUCUUUGCCCGUGCUUUUUCUCAAUGAUUUGCCACUUGGAACAAAAAAUACAUCCUAUGA
Molecule: messenger RNA, 4410 nt
Organism: Sinocyclocheilus grahami
Lineage: Eukaryota; Metazoa; Chordata; Actinopteri; Cypriniformes; Cyprinidae
Gene: cntnap3
Product: contactin associated protein family member 3
Exons: 22
Coding region: 23-3889 (1288 amino acids)
Source: RefSeq, a predicted model, not a curated record